AUGAAGGCCGAGUACUUUGACGUCGCAAGCCCACGAACGGAAGCCUACGCGCUCGAGAUGGCGCCGCCGCCGACGGCGUCGAUCCCAACGGAAACAAUCCAUGUCGCGCUCAAGGCCCGGAAGCAGCUCCGUCGGCAUUUCAUGACGCUGCCGGGACCGCUCCUCCUCUUCUUUGCGUUCAUCGCGAUGGUGCUGACGCACACGCCGAUCCACCAAGUGUACAUGGCCGACCACGGCGUAGCGACGGAGCUCAACCCGAAAGCAGAGGAUGUUGUCCCGUCCAAGACCGUCGUGAGCUUUAUGAAGAUCCGGGCCCUCGACGACAUUCCCAAGUGGAUCAACAACUCGGUGCUACCGUCCGUCUUUCAGAACGUGACCAUCAACGAUACGAUUGUUGCGGGCCGCAUUAGCUCAUACAACCAGCUCGUUGGUGCGGUCGACAUUUCGGUCCUCAACAUGCCCAAGACCGAGUGCCAGAGCUCGAGUGGCCUCAAAAACCACUACGGGCCGUGCGUUGACUUUGAGAUUGACUCGCCAAUCGAUGCACCGGUCAGCAGCCUUCGGGAGCGCAACCUGCGCCGCUUUCCGUGGUACACCAUGUACAUUCCGAUCGGCAACACAAAGCCGUACGACCGCUUCAAGCGCUGGCAGGUCGAAGGCACCAAAGGUGGCUACUACCUCUCGCCGACCACGAAGGAGCUUCUCGUCAAGAUCACGACGUACAACGGCCAGCUCGACCUCUUUACGUACCAGCUCUUCAAAGUUGAAGUCGAAGAAGGCGGCGCCUGCAGCCCCACCUACAAGGUGCAGAGCAUUCCGACCAACCCGUACUCGACGUCGCACAUCAACAUUGUCAUGGACGCGAUCGUUGGGCUUCUUGUCCUGCAAGUGCUCGGCCGCCGGCUCUGGAUGCUCGUACGUCAGUUCCGCGGCAAGGACUCGUGGUCCUGCGACGUUGGCACGACCUUUAUCGAGUGGUGCUCGAUCAUCGUCGUCGUGCUGUACUACGCAGCGUGGAUCCAAGUCUGCAACAAGUUCUUCAACUCGAACCUCGACGGCCAAGUCCAAGCACUCGACGACUUUUACACUGACUUGUACAAGCUCCCCGAGACGGCCAACGCCACCACAGCACCGGGCCAAUACAACCAGCGCGACUACAUGGGCAACAGCACGCAGCCGAUUGUGUCGGACAUCAUCGACACGUUUGGCGGUGCGAUUGACUUUGUGUACAUUGUGUCGAUCAUUGCGUGCCUCCAGCUCGUGAUCCAGUACAGUGUUUCGAUGGGUGGAGAUAUUGUCUUAUCGUGCCUUUUGUAUAGUGUGCUUGCGGCGUUCCAGUUUCACCCAACGAUGAACGUCUUGACCAAUACGAUUGUGUCGAGUGUGAAGCGGCUCGGGUCGUUCCUCUUCAUCUUCCUUUUGGUUGUCGUGGCCCUCGCGACGUCUGGGUGCCUCCUCUUUGGGCCGCAGCUCGAAGAGUUUAGCCGCCUCGACAAGUCGAUGGUGACGUGCAUCAACAUGCUCUUUGGCGGCUACAGCUACGACCUCAUCAAGGACGUCAACGACCUCGCGGUCGUUUGGUUCUGGGUCAGUCAGUCGAUUGUGACACUUGUGCUGGUCAACAUUAUGCUGGCCGUUGUCAUCACGUCCCACCAAGAGAUUGUCGACGUCAACCUUGGGAAGCGCUCGUUUGUGGACGAGUUUUUUCUUGUCAUGCGGGACGUGAUCAAGAUUUACAUUUUGCGGCGUCCAGACCUCUUCAAGAAGCUCACCAACCGCAUGGAGAUCGAGUCCCACAUUUUCUGGACGACCAAGGACGUGGCCGUCGGGAUCAACAUCAGCGAGCGCCGCGCCGAACGGCUCAUCGCCAAACUCAAGCACUACGCGGCGUCCGUGGACGUCGACGAGCCCGGGCACGGCGUCAACCGGAUCGCUGCGGCCCUCGAUCGCGCCACCGUGCCUGCAAGCCAGAGCGUCGAUGCCAGGAUGCAAGAGAUGGACGCCAAGCUCGCCUUCUUGGUCGAGUGCAUGAAGCAGCAGCAGCAACGCCUUCUAUAG
This is a messenger RNA of Saprolegnia parasitica CBS 223.65, 2058 nucleotides long. RefSeq lists its product as hypothetical. The transcript is spliced from 4 exons. Lineage: Eukaryota; Oomycota; Saprolegniomycetes; Saprolegniales; Saprolegniaceae. The coding region runs from base 1 to 2058 and encodes 685 amino acids. The record is from RefSeq and is a predicted model, not a curated record.